Messenger RNA from Erpetoichthys calabaricus (reedfish), 6326 nucleotides. It is a transcript of the gene gzf1, whose product is annotated as GDNF-inducible zinc finger protein 1. Gene Ontology annotation, biological process: regulation of immune system process; negative regulation of transcription by RNA polymerase II; regulation of cytokine production. Lineage: Eukaryota; Metazoa; Chordata; Cladistia; Polypteriformes; Polypteridae. Bases 149 to 5398 code for a protein of 1749 amino acids. The record is from RefSeq and is a predicted model, not a curated record. Gene Ontology annotation, molecular function: protein binding. The transcript has 13 exons.
AGUAUUCACCGUGACCCCGUGUAACAGGCGCGCUUGUGGGAGUGUAAAGACGCGCCGCUUCUGGCUUCUCGCGGUGUUGUGUUAGUCCGAUUGAGUGCGGCGUGCGCGGAGUUGAUUUCUGUACCGAGACCCGCACGAGCUUUACAGGAUGGAAACUACUAAGGUCAAGAUGGAGUCCAAGGAAGCUGCAUCCAAUAUUAUGAAAACCCUUUAUUCCUUCUACCAGUUUGGCUACCUGUGUGACAUCGCUGUGCAAGUUGAGCAGCAGGGGCUACAGGAAGAGUUUAAAGCACAUAAGAUCAUUUUGGCGGCUUGCAGCGAUUUUUUCCGGAAACUUUUAACCAAAGAAGAGAUGUCUGCUUCCAAAACACCCAUCGUUACUUUGCAGGACAUUCAUACUGAAGACCUCUCCAUGUUUCUUGAGUUUGCAUAUACAGCAAAAGUACAUGUGGAGCCUGAAAAGGUGAAGCGCUUAACGGAAAUAGCGGAGAAGCUGGACUGUAGAGAUCUAUUGAACGUUUGCAAGGCUAGUUCAUCAGAAACAAGUGCAGCAUCUCCACAAAUGACCGUGGAUGAGAGCAGCAGCAAUAGCACUGAAUACUCGGACAGGUCCCAAAUAACACCAAUACAUUGUGAUGGCACUCUGGAAAGUGAAAGGUCCGUCAGGGAGAAAAACAAUGCGGCUAGCACUCCAGUUCAGCAAGAACAGACAUUGUUACAGCAGGGGCAGGAGACGGUUAAUGUGUUUGGUGACAUGCGUGAUAUUCCCCAAAAUAAAGACAGUUUGACAGACUUUAUAGAUUUGGGGAAAACGUUCAUCCUUGUUCAGAGACUGAAUCCUGAGUUGAGGAAAAAAGGUGACGAGGAUGGUAGUAAAAUUAAAGAAUCUCUUAGAAAAAAACAAAAUUGCCCACAGGUAAUUUACACAUGUAAUAGGUGCAGCAAGAAUCUUUAUACCAUAAGGACAUAUCGGGCACACAUGAUCAAAGAGCACGACAUUAACGUGCUUGUCAAACACGGCUGUGAUAUGUGCAGCCAGCUCUUCUCCACUCACAAAAACCUGCAGCAACACAGGUUUGGAGUCCACAGUGACGAAAGACGUUUUACUUGCAUAAUCUGUGAUAAAACGUUUAAACGGCAAAAGGACAUCAGGGUCCAUGUUAAACGGGUACACGAAAAGAAGUCGUCCCCUCAGUGCUGUCCCUACUGCAACAAGAGCAUAAGUUCAAAAGGCGGUCUCACUGUUCACAUCCGAGUACAUACAGGAGAAAAGCCUUACCAGUGUUCGGAUUGCUCGGCUAGGUUUGCACAGAAGUCUUCCUUCAACAGCCAUGUGAGAAAAAUACAUCAUUCUGGAAAAGAUAAAAUGGCAAAGCCUGUAUACUGGAAGCUGGCUAUUCCAAAUGAAGAAUCUAUUCAAAUGAAUGAUGAUGCAGGAGGGGGUGUUAAUUCCUCAAAACACACAGAUGCCGAAAUGUUAAAUGUGAAUAUCUACAGUAGUGAUAAACAGAACAGUGUUCUUUUUGAAAACCUAACAAGUACCUCCGAGGAGAAGGGCCCAGAUUCACUCAAGAAUUCAAAGAUGGAAAGUGAGCCAGAGACCUUUCUUGGUAUACUGGAGAAACAAGUAAGGAUAGAACAGUUAGAAAAGGAAAGAGAGGAGGCCAGUGAAAAAAAGUCAAAUCUGAAGAACGGCUUGGAGUGGACUGAAACGCAGCGAGCGGAGAAUAACAGUCAGGACAACCAACAUAGCAAACAGGAUGACUUGGGAAGUGCAUCUGAUGAAGACGCUGGAAAUAGCAGCGACUCGGAUACAGAUUCUGUAAAUGUUGAAAAAAAUAAAAGUGUUGCAUCGGAGUGCUUUAGUUCGAAGAAUGAUACCAACGUAAUUACUUGUGACAAAUGUGAAGGACAAUUCUCUUCCCGAAAGAAAUUUGUCUCUCACUACAAAGAGACCCACCAGUCUGUACCAGAAAUCGUGUAUAAAUGUGACACCUGUGGUAAAACGUUUGCAAGCUGCAGCACGUGGAAGGAACAUCAAGCUUGUGUCCACACAGACGACCGGCAGUUUGCUUGCAUACUCUGCAGUGCAACCUUUAAACGCAAACGAGAUGCUCAUUCUCACUACCUUCGCAAGCAUGAGGGCCAAGUCAAGAGACCACUGUGCUCUGUAUGUGGUAAGAUUUUAAGUUCCAGGACUGCACUGGUGUUUCAUAUGAGGACCCACACGGGAGAAAAGCCGUACAAAUGCCCUGUAUGCGAUGGCAGGUUUGCUCAGCCAUCUCAGCUCAAGAUUCACAUAAGGUCCCACACUGGUGAGAAGCCAUAUAUCUGUGAAGUGUGUGGUGCAUGCUUUUCUAACAAAAGCAAACUGGACAGCCAUAGAAGAACGCAUACAGGUGAACGGCCAUACAGGUGCGACUUUUGUGAAAAGAGAUUUGCAACCAAGGAAUACCUGAAGUGUCAUAAACGAUGCCAUAUGGGAGCAAAACCAUAUAAAUGCAAAGUGUGUGGAAAAGCCUUUGGCCUGCGGGCCUCUCUAGCGCAGCACAAUAAGAUGCAUACUGAUACACGGCCAUAUUUUUGUGAAUUGUGUGGAAAGGCUUUCAGUCAACAAGGAGCCCUGAAGCGACACCAGAGGAUACACACUGGAGAAAAGCCCUACAAAUGUAAAGCCUGUGACCGGAUGUUUACUGACAAGUCCAUUUUAAGAAGACAUGUUGCGAUUCAUGACAGGAAGGCACAUUGGAGGACUUACCUAAUUGAUCUUACCACAAAGAAAGACCACAACUGGUCCAAAAUUGAGACAUUAACAGAUGGAUGCCUUGCGGGUCCUGUGAAUGAUGACUUUACAGACAUAUUAGAACAAGCUCAUGAAGAACGAGAGAAGACCAGAAGGAAAAAGACACAUCAGUCUACAAACUCUACCUCUUGUCGGGAAACAAGCGUCGCAUCGGCGGGCAGAGAUUCUGAUGGGCUACCAUUUUACCGGGCUUACGGGAAUAUGAGCACCUCUGUCGUUCAUCUGACGUCAGACUGCUUUCCCUCCAAUGUACUCCAUGAAAUGCACCGACUGAGAUGCCUGGAGCAGCUGUGUGAUGUGACAAUUCGGGUUGAGCACCAAGGUGUUCUUGAAGAGUUCAAAGCCCAUAAGAUACUCUUGGCGGCAUCUAGCAAGUACUUUCAAGAACUUUUUCUGUGUGAAAAGGCUGAAAAUGGCUCUGCGGCCCCCAUUGUAUUACAGGAGAUGCCCACUGCAGAUAUCGAGUGUUUUCUAAACUUUAUUUAUACAGCUACUGUGAAUGUUUCAGAGGACAGAAUUGAGCGUAUGUUACAAGUGGCCACAACGCUGGGUAGCCCUGAUUUGCUGGAGGCCUGUAAACAAGUAGAUAAGAGGGCAGAGAGGACGGCGUCUCCAGAAUCGUUUGACUCAUGCAAGUCCGAACUGGAGAGAAGCCAACAGGAUCUUCACUUUCAAGCUACAGAGGACAUGCAAGGUGGCCAAGUUGAGUCCAUUGGUCCAUCAGAUGGACAUGGCAAGAGUGACAACUUGGAUAAGAAAGCAAAGCAAAUGGAGAAAGGAGAACAAAGGAAAGAAAGUAGCAGAUUAAUUCAAGGAAAGAUGAGACGAUCUAGCACUAGGCUGGCUGGACGGAAAGUCUUUGUAGAUAUUCCAAAAAAGAAGUACAUCCGAAAACUUAGGGAGCAAUUUAAUUCAGCCGCACAAUUAUCAGAGCAGAAUUCAUCAGUGAAUACAAUUCUGCUCCCAAAGGUAGAAGAAGGAGAAAAACCACACUCUGAGGAGAGAAUUCAGGAAGUGGGAUCUGAGCAAGAACUGCUUGGGAGUGAUCAUGCAGCUGCUGAGGUUGGACGGGAUGUUGUCGAAGAGUUCUUUGAUGUUGAAUUUGAUAUGGACGACGACCCAGCAAAGGAUUUGGAAAACGCUGACCGAAAGAAGAAGGGUGGAGCAUUCCGUUGUGAUGCCUGUCAGCGGGAUUUUCAAUAUGAGAAAAGCUACCUGAAGCACAUUCAGCAUAGUCAUGGCAUCAUGCCAGAAAUCAUUUAUCGCUGUGACACCUGCAACCAGACCUUUGCGAAUCGCUGCAAUCUCAAAAGCCAUGAGAGACACGUCCAUAGCAAUGAGCGACUCUUCCCCUGUGAGAUCUGCGGCAAGAAAUUCAAGCGCAGAAAAGAUGUGAAGAGGCACGUGCUGCAGGUUCAUGAGGGAGGCAGCGAGCGACACAUAUGUCCCGUAUGUGGAAAGGGACUCAGCUCGAAAACUGCUCUCAAGCUUCAUGAAAGGACUCACACUGGAGACAAGCCCUAUGAAUGUACUGAUUGUGAAGCCAAGUUCACCCAACCUUCUGCUCUUAAGACACAUCAGAGAAUCCACACUGGGGAAAAACCUUUUGUCUGCAGUGAAUGCGGUGCAAAGUUCACACAGAACCAUAUGCUGAUUUAUCAUAAACGAUGUCACACAGGGGAGAAGCCCUUUAUGUGCGAGAACUGUGGAAAGAGCUUCGCAUCCAAGGAGUACUUAAAACACCAUAGCCGAAUUCACACGGGAUCUAAACCCUUUAAAUGUGACAUCUGCUCCAGAAUGUUUGCCCAGCGGAAUUCUCUUCACCAACAUAUUAAAGUGCACACAGGUGAGCGGCCAUACUGCUGUGAUCAGUGCGGUAAGCAGUUCACUCAGCUGAAUGCGCUGCAACGACAUCAUCGGAUCCACACCGGAGAAAAACCUUACAUGUGCAGACUGUGCCUCCGCACCUUCACUGACAAAUCCACACUGAGAAGGCACACACUGAUUCAUGAUAAGGAAACCCCAUGGAAGUCGUUCUUGGUCAUUUUGGAUGGAGCUUGUAAAAAAGAACCCAAGACACGAAUGAAGCAAGGAGACGAGCCAAAUUUAUUGAAAAUUCCAGAAGAAGAAAGAACCACUACACAAAACGAGGCCGAGCAGAACUCCGAUCCCCAAGGAGAAUGUAAGACAGGAUCACAGAACGGACAGGACUGGGGCCUCGGCGGACAGACUGCAAUUACUUUAGUAAACCCCAGUUCCUCUCUCGCUCCCGCACUGAGCACUUUUGCUGUGAUUCACCCCGAAACUUCUCAUCAACACCUUCAGGCUGUGGUAAACAUGCAGCAUCUCGGAGAGCAUGGAGCUCAUCUAGUGACCGUUAACAAUCAAGUGAGCAUCACCGUCCCAGUGUGCAUUUCCCUGACCUCUCAGAUUAAUAACAUUCUCACACAGACCUCUGCAGGUGGGCAGAGUGCGUGCAGCGUGGCAGUAGCCAUUCCACAGGAUGACCCACAAGUGUCCAUUGUGGAUGGUGGGUCUCAGAAUGUUGAAAAUACCGCAGAAGGUAUUGGUUGCCUUCCACCUGAAGGCGUGUAGAAUGGGUUUUCAAAUAGAAAACAAUCCAGUGGUCCAAGCCCACUUGUUCCUGUGUUAAUUUCCAUGUAUUUUAUGAGAUGUGGGUCUUGAUGCCUGCUCUCCCCCAGCAAUUUUCUUCUUGUUUAAAGUUCGAGAGACAAGAACUCUUGGAAUUCCCACUUUCUUUUUUGAAUGCUAAUGUGAGUCUUAAAAAGGCCGACCCAUGCUGUGUCAUCCGUUUUCUUGACUGGGAACCCCAUAGGUUAUUUUUUUUUUUUGGACAAACUAACUGGAAAAUGUGAAUCACAGGGAAGUAUGUUUAUCUCAAAGAAACAAACAAACUUGACCCAGAGAUUUCCCCACCGUUGUGGAAUGAAGGUUAUGUUGAAUUUCUAAAUCGAGCUUCGCUGCCUUUGCCAGAAUUUUCUCAAGAAUGAACAUGUGUGCAAUUUACCUACGAUAUUCCGAAUGGAAUGCAACCUGCUUUUUCAUACACAGGAUGGCAAUGUGAUGUCUAUGCGCCCCCUACUGGAGACGGACAUGUUUAAUCCUGACCUCCAGAUAGCAUUAAACACGUCAACCCAGUUUCACUUAAAAUGCACUACUACAGAUUAGCUUGAUAUAAAUUAUUUUUCCAAGGUAAAUUUAUUAAAAAGAUGGACACGAAGCAGAGUGAUGUGUACCGUACCGCAGCUGUGCACCAGGAUUGUAAUUAUUCAUUAUUUUAUAUAAGAUUUGUUUUUUGUUUGCUUUGACAAUUGCGAUCAUGGGGAUGCUCGCACAGGUAUGCUGCGUUUUUGUUUUUGUCCCUCAUCUACAAUCAUCCGUAAAUGUAUUUUUAUUGCAUUGCAGUGGUCUAUCAUAAACAAAUCAUUUUUGUUAAAGCGAAGGUACACUUUAAAUAAAAAAAAAAGUUUCAGUCAAAUUCGACUGGAAAUCUUUUCACAAA